Molecule: messenger RNA, 813 nt
Organism: Sesamum indicum (sesame)
Lineage: Eukaryota; Viridiplantae; Streptophyta; Magnoliopsida; Lamiales; Pedaliaceae
Source: RefSeq, a predicted model, not a curated record
AACAGAUUCGGAAUCAACUGAAGACCAAGUAGCGGCAGAGGAAUGGAUGAUAGAGGAGGAGGAGGGUCGUUUGUGGCAGUAAGGCGAAUUUCGCAAGGGCUUGAUCGAGGAAGUGCCUGCCAUUCUACUUCUGUGGAGGUUGUGGCAGGAUCUGCUGCAUGGCUUGGCAGAGGGCUUUCGUGUGUUUGUGCUCAAAGAAGAGAUAGUGAUGCUCGUCCAUCAUUUGAUUUGACCGCUGCACAGGAGGAAUGCCUACAGAGGCUACAGAAUCGGAUCGAUAUUGCCUAUGAUAGUUCUGUUCCAGAACAUCAGGAAGCGCUAAGGGCAUUGUGGCAUGUUGCCUUUCCUGGAGAGGAACUCCGUGGUUUAAUAUCAGAGCAGUGGAAGGAAAUGGGUUGGCAAGGAAAAGAUCCAUCUACAGAUUUUCGGGGUGGUGGUUUCAUAUCAUUGGAGAAUUUAUUAUACUUUGCAAGGAACUUUCCGAAAUCUUUUCAAGAUCUUCUCCGGAAGAAGGAAGGUGACAGAGCUCUGUGGGAAUACCCCUUUGCUGUAGCUGGUGUCAACAUCACAUUCAUGCUAAUUCAAAUGCUUGACCUCGAAGCAGUGAAGCCCAGAACGCUUGUCGGAGCAACUUUCUUGAAGUUUCUAACAGAAAAUGAAUCUGCAUUUGACCUUCUUUAUUGUAUCGCGUUCAAGCUAAUGGACCAUCAGUGGCUUGCCAUGCAUGCUUCAUACAUGGAUUUCAAUACGGUGAUGAAAGCUACUCGCCGUCAGCUGGAGAGGGAGCUUCUGCAAGAAGACGUUGCACGCCUU